AUGUCUUCACGAUCUUUCCUCCAAAUAGGCGUCAAUUUCCUGGUCUUCUUCAUAGUUCGCUCGACUGCGCAGAGCCACCUCGAUGUGCCAUGGAGUGAUAAGAAGUAUGGACCCGAUGGGCCAUGGCAAGCUGUGCGAAUUACGGUCGGAGGCAACGACACCAAUCUGAAGAUAGGAGGUCAGAACCACGCUGACGUCGACGUCUAUCCGGGAGGAUCGUUCGAGAGUUUUAUCUUCAGCCGAUCGGCUUGCGAUCCUUUCCCUGAUAGUACCUGUGGUGAGGGAGGCACAUGGGAGCCAGAUGCUGGUGCAACAAGUUUCCUCCCACUGGGUGGGUGGCACCCUACUGUCAAGAUUCCAUCUUUCGGUCUAAUCGCGGGCCCCGCGAACUACACUGAUCGAGCCUUGACGAUCCGCGGCACGACAGUAUGGAACGCCUCAAUCAUGCAUACGAAUUCGGGAAACAUCACGGCUUUUGAUGGCAAGGUGUCAGGGAUGAGGCUCGGCUACUUGGGUCUUGGGGGCGGAGAGCAAGUGCAGACCUUCUCGGAGAGCGACACUGUUGCGGGGUACGACGUAUCACUCAACGUUUAUAACGGCAAGCUAUACAAGGAUGGCAUCAUCGGUUCAUAUUCGUACCUGCUACAUAUCGGAUCUGCUGCAUUUGACUACCCUGGCUCGCUGGUCUUCGGUGGCUACAACAAAGGUCGCGUUAUAGGUCCUCCAACGUCCUUUCGAGACCAGGAUAAAGUCGACCUUCUUGACAUUGGAAUCGGGGUUGAGUUUGGCGAAUCACCCUUCGAAGUGGACAGCAUCAGUAAUCUGCUCGUCGCCGACACUGGCGAGACAGGCAAGGCCCAACAAGUCAUCAUCGACCCUCGUAAUCCGUACCUCUCACUGCCGGACAACACAUGCGAAGGCCUUGCCAAAGUACUUCCGAUCAAGUACGAUCCAACGACGAAAUACUUUCUCUGGAAGACCGACGACCCAAAAUACACCAAGAUCGUCACUUCUCCCGCAUACCUCAGUUUUACCUUCCCCCCUGGCUCUGGAGCUAGCCUCAACGUCACGAUCAAAGUCCCUUUCGCACUACUCAACCUCACACUUGACACACCUAUCGUCGAAAAGCCAACACCCUACUUCCCCUGCCACUCUUACACGCCUACAAACGAGGACGACCGCUAUAGGCUAGGCCGUGCGUUCCUCCAAGCAGCAUAUGUCGGUCGUAACUGGGCUUCGCAGAUCACAUGGCUGGGUCAAGCCCCAGGACCAAGCUUCAAUGGUCAGGGCCUAGGAGAUCAGCUCACGGACAUUGCCGACGGAGCAACGACUCUAGACUACUGGGACAGCGAAAAGACGAACUACUUCAACCAGAGCUGGGCGGGACACUGGAGUGUCGUCGAGAGUGUGAAGCCGAACUCACCUAAUGACACCAAUGUGAGCACAUCAGGGAGUAAGCCACGAUCUGAGCAAGGGCUGUCAACGGCUGCCAAAGCAGGUAUCGGGAUCGGCGCUGCACUUGGCGGUAUAGCUAUCAUCGCUGUUAUCCUCUUCCUGUGUUUCCGACGCAAGCGUAACCGUAAAGUCGUUCCGGACGACGGUCUUCCCACGCCGCAACAACACCCAUAUGGCUCGCCAAUGUCACCAAUGUCGGCGUCGUCACCAAUGCCAGCUCAAUAUGGUCAGCCAGAGAAAAAGCACGAGUUCUAUUCGGGUACCCAGGAGAUGUACACGGCUCCGGUAGCUCAGGAGCUGCCCGAUUCGAACGACGUGCGACAGAAGUGA
Molecule: messenger RNA, 1785 nt
Organism: Alternaria metachromatica
Lineage: Eukaryota; Fungi; Ascomycota; Dothideomycetes; Pleosporales; Pleosporaceae
Exons: 1
Coding region: 1-1785 (594 amino acids)
Source: RefSeq, a predicted model, not a curated record